Messenger RNA from Clunio marinus, 6591 nucleotides. NCBI's taxonomy places the organism in Eukaryota, Metazoa, Arthropoda, Insecta, Diptera, Chironomidae. The record is from the annotation of a GenBank genome assembly.
AUGUGGUUGAAGAUUGUUCUCUUUUUCGCUGUCACCAAUGUCAUAACUUGUCAAAUUUUACCUCCAUCUGGCCUUCGGAGGUUGAGGCCUGGCCCUAUCAUACAAACUCGAAGUGGUCCUAUUCAGGGACAAGAAGAAACUUACGAUUUAUUUCGAAGGAUUUACACUUACAAAGGUAUUCGGUAUGCUCAACCACCAGUUGGUAAUUUAAGGUUUCGCCAAGCACUUCCUGCUACACCAUGGACAGAGACCUUGAGAGCGUGGGAGUAUGGAUCGGAAUGUCCACAAUUUGGAUUAGUAAUAAAUGAUAGAAUAUCAGGCGAAGAAGAUUGUUUGUUCCUAAACGUAGCUACACCAACGAACAUCAGAUCGAGAUUACCAGUUGCUGUCUUCAUUCAUGGUGGUGGUUUGCAUGUGGGAAAUGCCCAAAUAAAUUUAUUCGGUCCCGAGUUGAUUAUUCGAGAAAAUAUUAUAACAGUUGGAUUCAAUUAUCGAUUAGGCGUCCUUGGCUUUCUUAACACAGGUGACAGAUUCUCACCAGGAAAUUUUGGAAUCAAAGAUAUGAUUUUGGGCUUGCAAUGGGUCAGAGAUAAUAUUGAUUUUUUCGGUGGUAAUCCUAAUGAUGUAACAAUAAUUGGUGGUAGCGGUGGAGCAGUUGGUGUCAACUCGUUAGUGCUCACACCUGCCGCUAGUGGACUUUUUCAUAAAGCUAUUGCAUCAUCAGGUUGUUUAUUUACUCCAUGGGCUUUCAAUAAAAAUCCCCAACAAAAUGUUGCAAAUUUAGUUCGUGAUUUAAGACUUUUUGUAACAUCAAAUGAAGAUUUAGUCAAUCAAUUAAGGGGAGUUUCUGUUGAGAGUUUAUUGAGAGCUUCGGGAGGGUUAGACCCUGAUUUAAUAUUUGAAGAACAAAAUUUCAUGCCAUCAAUGGAUCCAGUUGAUUCAUUGGAACCAAGAAUAUUCACAGGUCCCAUUGAUGAUCUUAUUAGAACGGGAAACAUCAACACAGUUCCAUAUAUUAUUGGAUAUACAAGCGCUGAAAAUCUUUUUGUCAUUCCACAAGUUCGUGAAGACCCGACAAUUUUGGAAAGAUUUAACCGAAACCCGAAUUUAUUAAUUCCAGUUGAAUGGAAUAUAACUCCUAACACUCCACAAGCUUUGGAAGUCAUUACAGCAUUCAGAAAUUUAUAUUUCGGUGGUGCAAUCAACAUUACUGCGGAUAUGGCAUUGCAAUGGUCAGAUUAUUCGUCAGAUCGUGAUUAUAAUUUCCCGAUGUCAAAAUUGGCCCGACUUCAUAGACUUCGUCAACCUGUUUAUUAUUAUAGAUUUAGCUAUGAUGGAGCCCUAAACUUCUUUAAAAUUGCUUUAUCUGUAACUGAUUAUCCUGGUGCAGUUCACGGUGAUGACGCAAUGUACUUAUACAGAAUGAAUUUUGCUGUCAAUCCCGUGCCAUCGAGCGAUGAAGCUUUUCUAAUUCAACGACGUAAAGUUCGACUUUGGUCAAACUUCAUAAGAUAUGGAAACCCCACAGUGUCAGCAUUGGAUCCAUUGAUAAGCGUAACAUGGCCCAUGCUUACUGAAAGAGAAGAAUUUUUGGACAUAGAUUCAACUCUCAUUUCAGAUGUUCAUCCUUUCAGACAACGUUUAGAUUUUGACAUCAAUAAAGCAUUGACUAUAACUAACAAAAUAAAUACAAACAGUUCAUGUAUAUCUUUCCAAAGUAACUAAACUUUAAAAAUAAUGGAUGAGCCUCAAUUAACAACUCCUAUUAAUGACAGUGACAUAAAUACCGAUAAAAAUAGUUUAAAUGAAAAUGUAAUCGACGAGAUACAAGAAGCAUCAAAAACGAAUCCCUUGGGAAAUUCAACUGAGAAUUUUUCUCCCCAACAAAAUGAUAACUUAAGUGAAUCGUUAGCAUUACCAAUACCUGAGGAAGCAGAUAAAAUGAUAACAGAUUCAUCGGAAGUUGAAAAUGAAACUGUGAAUGAAAAUGCCGGUACAAGUCAAGACGUUUCGAUCACUGAUUUGAAUGAUGUUCAUAUGGAACAGUCAAUGGAGCAAGUGAUGUUCGAAAAAACCGGCCCAAGCUUAAAUGAAACAGAGAAUGAAAAUAAAAGCUUAGAUUUUGAUAAUGAGACAUCAAUAAAUAUUUCUCAAUUGGUUGUUGAUCGACAAGACGACAGUAAUGAUGCAUUUAAUGCUCUCAAAGAAUCGGAAACUGACGCUUUACAAACACCAAAAGAAGAACCAAAGGAAUCUGACAAAAAUGAAGCAUCAGAAGGUAAAGAUGAAGAUUCUUCAAUGCAAGUGGAUUCUGAAAGUGCAUUUGAUAAUAUUAACAAUGAAGAAAGUUCGCAUUCACAAAAGCCAACAGAUGAAGAUGCGAACAUUCCUGAAAAUGAGAAGCAAGUUGAUACUGAAACAAAUACUGACUUAAACACUGAAGCACCAGAACGUAGCGAUGCUGCUAGUAACACUGAUUCUCAAGAUAAAGCUGAUAAAGAAUUUGAAGAUGCUGAAGAAGCUCCUGAAGAUGAUAUUACAACAGAAACAACAAAUGAAGGUGAAGGAAUUGAUGAAGACGUUUGUUUAUUGGGAGACGAAUCAGUUGUUGAAAUGGACAAAGAAGCUGGUCAAGCAGAAGAAGUCAUAGACGAUGAUGAAACAGAAGGUGAACAAAACUCAAGUAAGCAACAAAGCACCGCAGAAGCAACAGAUGUUAAUGAUGUUUCACAAGAAAAAGAUGAUUCGGAAGAUGUUGAAAUGACUGAAGAAAUUGUUGAAGAUAUUCCACAGAAGGAGAAUGAAAUACGCGAAAUUUCUGAAGAUGAAGCAACAGAACAAUCUUGUCUAAAUUGCGAGAAUUCAACGAAAUGUUUAUAUCAAAUGUUGGAAGAAAAUGGAGAAAUGAAAUAUUUAUGCUCAUUCACGUGCGUGAAAGAGCAUCGCGAUGAUAAUCCAGAUAAAUAUUCUUUAACUCAUAAAAAACUUUUCAUUCGUGAAAUUUUUCCAAUUGAAAAUGUUUGUGUGAAAUGUAACGAAACGAAAAGUUGUAAAUAUCUUUAUCGAUUGACAAUCACAAAAACAAUUACAAAGAGUCAAGAAACAACACCUGGAGAUGAAGUUGAAACAUCGGAAGGAACAUCAUCUGCUGAACCAACAACAGAAAAAGUUCAAACGACAGAAACGAAAUAUCUUUGUGAUGAUUCAUGUUUGAAAGAGUUUAUUGGAGAGAACACUGAGAAGUACGAAAUUAUUGCAUUAAAGAAACGUCCCUCCAAAGUUCAAGAAGAAAGUGGGCAAGUUGUUGAGCAAACAAAGGAAAAGGAAGCAGAAGAAGAACAAGAAGUUCCAAAGAUUGUCGCUCGAAGUGACGCUGAAGUUGAAGCUGCAAGACUUGACCGAGAUGAAAGCUUCAGACGUUGUUGUGCUCAUUGCUUCAAGGAAAUUAAUUUCACAUCAAGAACAGCACAUUGGGAGAGUUUUGAUUUCUGCGAUGAGAAAUGUUUAGGACUUUAUCAAAGUAUCAUUGCAGCAACUUGUUGUCAAUGCAAUCACGUUGUUUCUUAUUCAGCUAUGGGUAAACUUUGCGUUCGAUUUGGUUCCGACAUCAAACAGUUUUGUACCACGCAAUGUUUGAAUGAUUUCAAGGAAAAUCAUCAUCCAUGCUCGUUGUGCUCGAAGAAUUUAAAGACCGACGACGAUUCGAAUCAAACUUUUAAUAAGAAAGGGAACAACUUUUGCGAUGAAAUAUGUGCAAAGCGUUAUGACGACAUUGUCAACACGAAGAAGCGUCAUCCGCCAUAUCUUUGUUCGGUUUGUAAUAACAAAAAAAUUCCACGAGUUCAAGUGUUGCUGGAUGGAAGCAUUCACCGAUUUUGUUCAACGCCAUGCUUUUCUGCUUUCAAGUUUGUUAAUAAUGUCUCGCCAGAUAAAUGCGAAAUGUGCACAAGAUACUUUGAAAGAAAGUCAAGCGAAUCAUUCACAAUUUAUCAAGGAAAAGAUCCAAAAAUGUUUUGCACACAAGCUUGUAUGAACAUUUUUAUAACGAAGAAUCGCGAGAUCUGGAAAUGUAAUUGGUGUAAAGUGAGCAAAUAUAACUUCGACAUGGUACAAAUGAACUUCAAUGAGACACGAAUGUGUUCGCUGAAUUGUUUGACGCUUUCUGAAGUGUCCACCAAUGCACUUUCACGCAAAUCUUCAACAUGCGAUCAAUGCAAAUUACAAAAGCAACCUCAAUAUCAUCUCACAAUGACGGACUCAUCAUUCCGUAACUUUUGCACUUAUCAAUGUGCUCUUGGCUUUCAAAGUCAAUUCACAAAGAAUCGCAUAGCGGGUGAAACACCGGAAGUUGUUCCAACUGGAACUGCGAAACGAAUCAAACCAGCAUCGCAGACAUCUCAGAAGUCAAAACAACCCGUCAUUUCACUUGUCCAGUCGUUAAAUAUACGUCAUGGUGGACGUCAAUACAGUUCAGGGUCAGGUCGCACUUCAGGUUCACCAAUUCCCGUUCCUGAAUUGACAGUUCAACUUGAACGUUUAUCUGAUGUACCGACACGAGUGAAAAUUUCAUCUCUGCAAUCAUUAACUGGUGGAACUUCAUCAAGUUGGCGGCCAAUAUCGCCAGCUUCAUCACCAACGCCAGUCGAGUACAAAACUCAAGUUGUGACUGUUCCCGCUCUUCCGAAACAAGUUGGAAAUAAAUCAACAAUGUGCAAAGCUUUGACAUUAAAUAAAGCCAUAAAUUGUGUUCCAAUGACAUCGGAAGCUGAAUGUCAAACUGAAGAUUGGCUUGAGCAGAGAAUGUUCGUCCCAAUACCGAUUCCAAUCUUCGUGCCACAACCAAUGUACAUGUAUAAUUUACCAACGCCCAUUCCUGUUCCUUUCCCACUUCCCAUUCCUGUCCCAAUAUUCGUUCCAACAACAAGAAACUCAUCAAAUGGCAUCAUGAAGGAAAUCAAGAAGAUUCAAGAGAAAAUGCCGACAGAUCCUUACGAAGCUGAACUUUUAAUGAUGGCUGAGAUGGUUGCAGGGGAUAAGAAAAGAGAAGAAACUGAUUCUGACUCGGAUGAGAACAAUGAGAUUGAAUAUGGUGAUGGAAUUGAGAACAAUUCUUCGUUUAAUGAAGAUCUCGUUCAAAUGGCAUUUAAAAUGGCAUCUGGGAAUGACUUCGAUGAUCCACCAGUUGAUUUAGAAAAUGAAAUGACAGCAAACACAAUUUCACAAUCAUCAAAUGCUUAUGACGAAAUGGAUCCAAUUUCACUUCAACAUCAUCAUCAAUUAAUGUUACUGCAACAGCAACAGCGUGAAGCAACAGGAUCAAUGCAAUCAAAUCGUGGUCGUAAACGAAUUCAAACUCAAGUUAAGCAGACGAAUAGUCGAGCGCCAAGCAAAAGAAUUAAAAGGGAAAUGGAAGUGAUACAACCGGAAAUGCCGCGUGAACCAGCAGAGAAACCUGACGCAAACAUGUGCUUAAAAUAUACAUUUGGAGUCAAUGCCUGGAAGCAGUGGGUGGCAACUAAAAAUGCCGAUUUUGAAAAGUCUUCAAUUCGUCGUAAGCCAAUCAAAUCAGAAAUUCUUCAAUUAACAGCUGACGAGUUGAAUUACUCGUUGUGCAUGUUUGUGAAGGAAGUUCGAAAGCCAAAUGGCAGUGAAUAUGCUCCAGAUACGAUUUAUUAUUUAGUUCUUGGUAUUCAACAAUACUUAUACGAAAAUGGUCGCAUUGAUAACAUUUUCACUGAUCGUUAUUAUGAACAAUUCACUGAUUGUCUUGAUGAAGUUGCUAAGAAGUUUUCAGUUUUGUACAAUGAUUCUCAGUACAUUGUAACAAGAGUUGAGGAAGAACAUUUAUGGGAAUGCAAACAGUUAGGUGCACAUUCGCCUCAUGUUCUUCUAAGUACGUUGAUGUUCUUCAACACAAAACAUUUCAAUUUAGUCACUGUUGACGAACACAUGGAGUUGUCGUUUUCUCAUAUUAUGAAGCAUUGGAAGAGAAAUCCGAACCAACCUGGUGCAGCUAAAGUCCCUGGAUCUCGCAAUGUUUUGCUAAGAUUUUAUCCGCCACAAUCAUCCUUGGAUGCGAAUUCGAGAAAGAAAAAAGUUUAUGAGCAACAAGAGAAUGAAGAAAAUCCUCUUCGUUGUCCAGUUAAACUUUAUGAAUUCUACUUGUCAAAAUGUCCGGAAAGUGUCAAAACACGCAACGACGUCUUCUAUUUGCAACCUGAAAGAUCUUGCGUUCCUGAUUCACCAGUUUGGUAUUCAACGCAGCCUCUUAGUCGCGAAGCACUUAGUAAAAUGUUACAUCGUGUGAAAAUGGUGAAAGAAAUUAACAUUGCUUUAUUGACAAGCUAAGCUGAUUGCGUGGGUGGUCGUAAAAAAUGGAAGAGUGAAAGUUUUCCAUUGCAUAUUUUAUAAAAGAAGAAAAUUAUCUGUAAAUGAAGAAAUGCAAUUUAAAAAUAUUAUUGAGAUGUAAAUUUUACUCAUAGAUAUCUAAUUAGAAUUAACUUCAGCUUCAAUCAUUUUCUUGAUUUAAAAUGUUCUUUUUUUUCAUAAUGAGAAUAAAAUUAAAAUGUAAAAGAUUAUAAAUUUAAUUAA